Molecule: messenger RNA, 1577 nt
Organism: Lathyrus oleraceus (garden pea)
Lineage: Eukaryota; Viridiplantae; Streptophyta; Magnoliopsida; Fabales; Fabaceae
Product: ankyrin repeat-containing protein BDA1
Exons: 2
Coding region: 72-1439 (455 amino acids)
Molecular function (GO): protein binding
Source: RefSeq, a predicted model, not a curated record
CUCAAGUGGUGUGAUAUGAAUAAGAAAACGUAUAUUUUGUUUUAUCUUGCACAAAUUACUGAGUUUCAACCAUGAACAUAAAUAGUGUUGACCAAUUGAAAGCUGCAGCUGAAACAGGUGAUAUAGAUCUCCUGUACACAGUAAUUCAUGAUGAUCCAUCCAUUUUGGAGAUUAUUGAUUCAAUACCAUUUGUUGAAACUCCUUUGCAUAUCGCCACAUCUUUGGGGCAUAUCCGAUUUGCCAUUGAGAUUAUGAAUUUGAAACCUUCAUUUGCUUUGAAGCUAAAUCCCCAAGGAUUCAGCCCGGUUCAUCUCGCUAUGCAAAAUGACCAAGAGAGGAUGUUGUCUCGGUUUGUUAACAUGAAUAAAGAUCUUGUUAGAACCAGAGGGAGGGAAGGUUUAACUCCUCUUCAUUUUGCAAGUCAAAUUGGUGAGGUUGAACUUUUAGCUAAAUUCCUCUUUGUUUGUCCGAAAUCCAUCGAAGAUGUGACUGUGAAGGGUGAAACUGCACUGCAUAUUGCUGUCAAGAAGGAACAGUACGAAGCUCUUGAUCUUCUUGUUUGCUUUCUUAGAGAAAAUAUCGUGAGAGGUGCUAGGAGGACUCAAUAUAAAAUACUAAAUUGGAAGGAUGAGGAUGACAACACCAUUUUGCAUAUUUUAGCACAAAGAAAUUCGGAGCCACGGGUAGUGAAGGCACUUGGACGGUUGGUAAAGAGUAGGAUAAAUUUGAACGAAAAGAACUUGGAGAACAAAACUGCAUUGGACAUGGCAGCCAAUGCCGAAAUAAGGAGUAUAUUGUUGUGUGCUGGAGCAAAAUCGACCUCGCAAAUCACCAAUGCUCCCACAUAUGCAGAUAAACUCAGACCAAAAACCACAAUCAGACAUUUAGUGACAACUUAUAUACUUCGCAUUAGAGGUAAUAUAUUAGAGGAACAACGUAACACUUGGUUGAUAGUUGCGACUCUUAUUGCAACAGCCACGUAUCAAUCAGCACUGAGUCCACCUGGUGGAACUUACCAGUUUAGUGCUAGUGAUGACCAUAAUAUGAACAUCACUUCCUCCGAUUCUACUAUUUCUAGACCUAAAGAUGCUGGGAAUUCAAUCUUGUCAAGACCAGAAUUCUUUAUGUUCUUAAUUUUGAAUAUGACUUCCUUUUUUCUAUCAACUAUAUCAAUAGUUAUUAUGAUACCAAGAGGAAUAAUAGACAGUGCACUGCACUGUUUUACCUCUAGUUAUUUAUUUUCUAUGUAUCGGAUAUCCCCUACUGAUAUCAGUUCAAUAAUUACUCUCAUCAUUUUUUAUUUAAUUUCGAUUGCUCCGGGGAUUGAAGCUUUUUUAAGAAUGUACUAUGAGCUUAAGCCCGUAAUUGCUAAGAAAUUGAAGAUAUCAUCGUUAAAGAAAUAUUGUUGCAAGAGGAGAAACACCAAUCAUGGUUUAUGAUCAAGAGAUAGAUGAUGUCUGCAACUCAAACUGCUGCCUGAAAUCAUAGACAAUAUCGCAACGUAGAUUUGCAGUUUUCCUUGUCAUUGUUUCUUUCUAACUUUAGCUAAUUGUGAUUCCAUGUAUUAAAUAUUUUAG